AUGGCGCAGCCGGCCUGCGGACUCCGUUCCACCUUUGGCUUCCAGUGCUGCUUCCUCCUCCUUCUGGCUUCUUGGGAGGCAGGUGCUGCUACCUCUCAAGAACUUCAGAGAACGGGUGAAUCCCCGAUGUUGGGUCACUUGCUCCCCCUCACUCCAGCCCUUGCUGGCAAACAUGAAGGAAAGAUCACAGUGGUCAAUGAGGUCACGGGUGUGCAGGGACAGCCCACAGGACAUAAAGAAGAGACCACAUUAACUGAUGGGAAGACCAUGAGUACCCAAGAAGCUGCUACAGGGCACGGACAGAAGACCACACCAGCAUACAAGAAGACUACAGAUAACCAAGAAGCCCCUACAGGGCACGGACAGAAGACCACACCAGCCUACAAGAAGACUACAGAUGACCAAGAAGCCCCUACAGGGCACGGACAGAAGACCACACCGGCCAGCGAGAAGAAUACAGAUGACCAAGAAGCCCCUACAGGGCACGGACAGAAGACCACACCGGCCAGCGAGAAGACUACAGAUGACCAAGAAGCCCCUACAGGGCACGGACAGAAGACCACACCGGCCAGCGAGAAGACUACAGAUGACCAAGAAGCCCCUACAGGGCACGGACAGAAGACCACACCGGCCAGCGAGAAGACUACAGAUGACCAAGAAGCCCCUACAGGGCACGGACAGAAGACCACACCGGCCAGCGAGAAGACUACAGAUGACCAAGAAGCCCCUACAGGGCACGGACAGAAGACCACACCGGCCAGCGAGAAGACUACAGACGACCAAGAAGCCCCUACAGGGCACGGACAGAAGACCACACCAGCAUACAAGAAGACUACAGACGACCAAGAAGCCCCUACAGGGCACAGACAGAAGACCACACCAGCCAGCGAGAAGACUACAGAUGACCAAGAAGCCCCUACAGGGCACGGACAGAAGACCACACCGGCCAGCGAGAAGACUACAGAUGACCAAGAAGCCCCUACAGGGCACGGACAGAAGACCCCACCAGCCAAUGCGAAGACUACAGAUGACCAGGAAACCCCUGCAGGACAAGAAGAGACCACACCAGCCAACAAGGAGACUGUAAGUACUCAAGAAGCAUCUACAGGACACGAGGAAGAGCCCACGUUGGCCAACGGGAAGGUCACAGUCAUUGUGGUCCUGGUGGCUGUGAUCCUCUUCCUGAUGUUCCUCGGCCUCAUCUUCCUGGUCUCCUAUCUGACUCGAACGCGCCGUGUACGGACCCAGGACGCCGAGGACAACGAGCCUGAUGACGAGGGGGGCCCCAACUCCUACCCGGUCUACCUGAUGGAGCAGCAGACUCUCGGCACCGGCCAGAUCCCCUUCCCACGGUGA
Molecule: messenger RNA, 1356 nt
Organism: Lepus europaeus (European hare)
Lineage: Eukaryota; Metazoa; Chordata; Mammalia; Lagomorpha; Leporidae
Product: mucin-like protein 3
Exons: 5
Coding region: 1-1356 (451 amino acids)
Source: RefSeq, a predicted model, not a curated record